Phalaenopsis equestris is the source of this 999-nucleotide messenger RNA. RefSeq names its product probable NAD(P)H dehydrogenase (quinone) FQR1-like 1. NCBI's taxonomy places the organism in Eukaryota, Viridiplantae, Streptophyta, Magnoliopsida, Asparagales, Orchidaceae. The transcript has 3 exons. The record is from RefSeq and is a predicted model, not a curated record. Bases 173 to 847 code for a protein of 224 amino acids. Gene Ontology annotation, molecular function: FMN binding; NAD(P)H dehydrogenase (quinone) activity.
UGAAUGAAAACAUUGCCUAGAUGAACUGAACAAUUCCCCUUCAGCUUUGUUUCCAGGCUUAUACUGGGGCUAGCGGAGACCUUCACUCCGGCUGGAGCAAGAAAUCUAGCGGCCACCUUCAAUUAUUUUAGAUUAAAACAUCGGGCCUCGCUUCAACGUCAACAAAUUGAAAAUGUCAACAAUGCUGGCAAUAUCGACCUUUUUCUUUCAAUAUUUUUUCUAUAAAUUGCAGAACUCCCGAUCCACUUGGUCUCAGCUGCAACAGGGACCUCCUUCUUCUUCUCACUGUAAAUCCCACAGCGGCUGCAGAGCUCCCUUGACGUCCAUAAAUGGCAACGAAAGUUUACAUUGUGUUCCUGAGACACUCUCAGAAGAAGUUCUUGGCAAGAUGGGUGCACCUCCUAAAGGUGAUGCACCGGUCAUCAAAGCCAGCGGACUUCUUGAAGCUGAUGGGUUUAUCUUUGGCUUUCCAACUAGAUUUGGAAUGAUGCCUGCACAAUUCAAAGCCUUCCUAGAUUCAACUGGUGGCCUCUGGAGAACCCAACAGCUUGCAGGAAAGCCAGCUGCUUUAUUCUUCAGCACCGGCACUCAGGGAGGCGGCCAAGAGACUACAGCCUUGACUGCUAUAACUCAGCUGGUUCACCAUGGAAUGAUCUUUGUGCCAACUGGUUAUACUGGUGGAGCUGGGAUGUCUGAAUUGGAGAUGGUGAGAGGCGGAUCUCCUUAUGGUGCUGGAACUUUUGCUGGGGAUGGAUCAAGGCAGCCUUCUGAGCUUGAGCUGAAGCUUGCAUUUCAUCAGGGUCAGUAUUUUGCCGGCCUUGCAAAGAAGUUUAGGACUUCUGCUUGAACCAUUUGUAUGAACUGAAUCUACGUUUCUGUAUCCUUCCAUCUUCUGUUUGUUGGGCCCCUUUGAUUUUCUCCUGAAAGUUGUCAUAAAAAUUAACUUGCGCUAGUGUAAGUAAGUUCUCGCAACUGGUACCAAAAGUGUUCCCUGCUCUU